UCGCGCGAACGUGUUGCUAUCACACAGUACGGAGACGGUGAUUGGCGAAUUAAUUUUUUUCUCUGGGCCCAAAAGUCCGCGGAUUUUUUUUUUUGCCUGCCAGUGUGGGGUUUUGGGUGAGCGGAUUCCGGUGGGACCGGGCGUCGCUUAUGAAAAUGAAAGGGAAAAUGGUUUGGGGAGUUUUAUUCCUGAUGAGUUUUCUCAGUGUGCCCGACAACGCCUGGGGGGAUAGACAUCGGAAGAGGGAUAUCAGGAAUCGGGAGGCCGUUAUAUAUGCCGACAAUCAGCCGCGAUGCCCGUACCCCUGCACCUGUCCGGUGGUGGGUCAGGCGUGCGAGCAAUGCGAGGAGUGUCCGCGACAGGCGGGCGAGCCCUGCAGCGAGGACCGGCCCUGCGACCAGCAGCGAGGACUCGUCUGCCGCUAUCGGCACGGCGACAGCGAGGGCGUGUGCAGAGAGUCCACCGGCGUCCCCUGUGUCGUCUACAAUAAGACUUACGAGCACGGAGAGACGUUCACUUUAGACUGUCGGACCCAAUGUGCAUGUCAGAACGGCACUUACGGAUGCUCGUCGCUCUGUCCCCAAGAGCACAUCUCUCCCAGAGGAAACUGUCAGCACCCGCGCCUAGUCGAAGUCCCGGGACAGUGCUGUCGGGAAUGGAUGUGCGACAGCCAGACUGCAGAGCAGCCGCCCUCGUGCCAGCCGUCGUUCUCGCGAUGGUCGGCGUGCAGCAGCACGUGCGGCUCCGGUCUGUCGUCGCGACGCUCCAAUCUGAACGCACGCUGUCAGCCGGCCACCGAGACCAGGAUCUGUCAGACACGCAGGUGUCAGGACACCCAGCUGCCGCCCGCCAACGAUCACCACAACAGGCAACACCACCUCAGGAGAGGCCACGAAUGCAAAGCGACGCACCGGCUCAGUUCCGCCGUGUACCUCCGCUUCGGACCGUGCCGCAGCCGGAAGCGCUUCCGGCCCAAGUACUGCGGCGUUUGCCCCGUUCCGGGCAUGGUGUGCCAGCCGUCGCUCAGCACCACCGUUAAGGUCGACUUCAUUUGCGAAGGCUCCCAAUCGUCGGAGAACGCGUCGGACCUCCUGCCCGAGUACAUGGAACCGGAGGAGGACCUGUGGGCGGACGAGAGCCCCCCGAAGCCGGACGCCCUCUCCAAGGUGCUGACGGUGCUGGUGCAGUGGGUGCUAAAGUGCCGGUGCGAGCCGCAGACGCCGGACGCGACGUCGAGCACCGGCGAGGUGAUCCUGCACCGCGUGCACAGGACUGCGGCCCCUUAAACAGGGGGCCCGGCCGGCGGGAUCUUGUGGCAUAUCAUAUCGGACGAUUCGCGGUUCACGUUCACGUUCGAUACCGGAGCGGGUCCAGGGGUUUAGAUAAAUUCCAGGAAAAGUAAAUAUUAUCCACUUCACACGUUAAUUAUGUCUAAAUAAUCUAAUCUCGGAGGACCUGUAUUGUGUAAAAUCUUUGUUAUGUAAUAAGUAAUAAACAAUGGGCAUUGUAAAUUUAACUUGUUGAAUUUUAAUGGGCGACCAAUAAAGUAUCAAUCAAUAUUAAAGUCAAGAUUUCUAACUGGAUGGUUAAUUAAGACCUUUGUUAUUGGGGUUGGUUUAAUAUGUGGCCAAUGUAAAUUAAAAUAUUAUAAUUUGUUAUAUUAAUUAACAAUAGAAAUUAAAACACUAAAUUUAAUAAUGUGACAAAUAUAUUUAAUAAUUAAAUUUAUUACUAAAAUGGAGAAAAAUAUGAUUCAAUCAACUAAUUGAUCUUAUGUCUGAUAAAUUACAUAUCGACCCUUGUACUAUUUAAAUAAAUAUACAAUAAUUUAGUAAAAUAUAAUAUUGAUCUUUCGAAAUCGAGUAUAAAAUGUGGAGCAUUCACAUUUAAACCACCCCCACAUUUUACCAUACAUACGAAAUAUCUGCUUUUCGUCUGUUCAUAUUCACUUAUUGCUUGAGUAUCGACAAAGCAUAUGUAAAUACCUAUUUUAUAAAUUCAAAUGUUUCCAAAUUCGAGAUAUUUUUUAGAAAUAAUAAAAAAAACGAGCUUUCACCGAGUGUACGUACGAAACAUGCAUGGGGCGAUAGAGAAUAAAAUUGAAUAAAAAAAAAAUAAACACCCUAAGUGCACCUUUUUUAAGAAUGGACUGAGAAUAAGAAAAAUAAUGUAAAAAAAUGAAUGAAUAAACACAAAAAAAAAGUGAAUUCACGCGACACAAUUCCGGCUGUGUGGCCGUGAUAAUAAUAAAUAAUGAUAUAGUGUAUAAAUAUGUAAGUUUUUAGUAGAAAUUUUUGGAACCUAGCGUUUAUUUUAAUAAGUCGUAUUUUAGGAAGUCGUAAUAAUGAUCUUUGUAUAUUUUACCUUUAAUGUAAAUAUUAGACAUGUAAUUAAUGGCAAUGAAAUAUAAUAAAGUUUAUU
Aethina tumida (small hive beetle) is the source of this 2421-nucleotide messenger RNA. It is a transcript of the gene Ccn, whose product is annotated as CCN family member 4. The record is from RefSeq and is a predicted model, not a curated record. NCBI's taxonomy places the organism in Eukaryota, Metazoa, Arthropoda, Insecta, Coleoptera, Nitidulidae. Gene Ontology annotation, cellular component: extracellular matrix; extracellular region. Gene Ontology annotation, molecular function: heparin binding; integrin binding. The transcript is spliced from 9 exons. Bases 150 to 1286 code for a protein of 378 amino acids. Gene Ontology annotation, biological process: cell adhesion; signal transduction.